Molecule: messenger RNA, 984 nt
Organism: Syngnathoides biaculeatus (alligator pipefish)
Lineage: Eukaryota; Metazoa; Chordata; Actinopteri; Syngnathiformes; Syngnathidae
Product: leucine-rich alpha-2-glycoprotein-like
Exons: 1
Coding region: 1-984 (327 amino acids)
Cellular component (GO): extracellular matrix
Molecular function (GO): protein binding
Source: RefSeq, a predicted model, not a curated record
AUGAUCUUGAGGUUUCUGCUGUUUUUGUGUGCGCUGGCUAACAGCAGCGUCCACACUUGCCCAAGACAGUGCUCCUGCUCCUUUGCUGAGGUGGAGUGCGGCGACAUCGCAACCAUGACAUCGUUCCCCGUAGAUGCUUUGCCAUCCAACACCACCGUGUUGUCCAUCUGGUCCACCCAGAUCUCUUCUCUAGAAGCCAGUCAUUUAAAUACUUUACCUUUUCUAAACAAGCUUAAUCUGUAUUCCAACAAACUUGAAAAGCUUCCUUCUGAUCUCCUGCGGAACGCAUCCUGGCUGAGCUCACUGGAUCUCACGGGGAAUCAGAUUGUACGCCUCCCUCCAGGAGUCUUCAGCCAGAAGUCCCUCCGUAACCUGGUGCUCAAAAAUAACCGCAUCGAACAAACAGACGCCGAGUGGUUUGAUGAUGACAGCAACCUGAUCUGGUUGGACUUGUCCGGGAAUCGCUUAUCCGAGAUCCCGGUAAAUUUGUUUCAGAAGCUAAAACAUCUCGAGCAUCUGGAUGUGAGUGACAACAACCUGGCGGAUCUGCACCCAGAUGCUUUGAAGAACCUGUACCACCUGGACAUUCUGAACCUCGCCGGGAACAAACUGAGCACCCUGACGCCAACGGCCUUCAGCCACAACCAGAAGCUCUCACGUCUGUUUCUACAGGAGAAUCACUUCCGGGAGCUUCCGCCGUCCCUCCUGUUGGGUCCGCAGAACCUUCAGAUGCUUCUUCUCAACCAGAACCAGCUACAGCAUCUUCCCGCAGGCCUUUUGGACGGCAGGAACUCCUCUUUCCAGCUGAUCCUAUCAGCAAACCCAUGGCUGUGCGACAGCAAGAUGGAGUACCUGUGGAGGUGGCUUAAUGAGCAUUCUCAGAAUGUAUUUUAUUUGGAGGAGGUGACAUGUGCUGGACCAGAACCUCUCAAAAACAGACAAGUUGUGUCUUUAAGUGAAAGUGAACUUGGUUUGGUCAGAUAA